Python bivittatus (Burmese python) is the source of this 510-nucleotide messenger RNA. The record is from RefSeq and is a predicted model, not a curated record. Lineage: Eukaryota; Metazoa; Chordata; Lepidosauria; Squamata; Pythonidae.
UUGCCUUCGCAGGUGGCGUCCCCUGACGGCUGCAGAGAGCGCUCGGCGACGGGCGACACUGCGGGAAUCCACUACACGGGUACUCUUGAAGAUGGCCGCAUUAUUGAUACCUCACUCUCCCGGGAUCCAUUGCAAGUGGAGUUGGGCAAAAGACAAGUCAUCCCAGGUUUAGAACAGAGUCUACUGGAUAUGUGUGUUGGGGAGAAACGAAGAGUCAUUAUCCCCCCUCACCUGGCAUAUGGCAAGCGAGGCUCCCCACCAGCUAUACCAGCUGAUGCAGUUCUGCAGUUUGAGGUGGAAUUAAUCCAGCUCUCCAGAGCCAGUUACUGGCAGAAGAUGUUCAGCAAUAUACUCCCCUUGCUGUGCAUUGGGCUUGUCCCAGCAUUGCUGGGACUGAUUGGCUACCACCUCUACAAGAAGGCCCAGAUGCCCCGAAUAUCCAAGAAGAAACUCAAGGAGGAGAAGAAAAACAAGGCCAAGAAGAAAUAAAGUUGUUUCUUAUCUUUUUCA